AUGUUACGAGGUCAAAUAGAUAACGAUCCACACGAUAAGCCAUUGUUGGAGGCUGGCAGUGGGAGUGGGAGCGGGCCAGGGAGAGAUGGAUUGGGAAUAUCGGAACAGGAAGCAAUCACAAGAUCACCAUCCAAAGGACGCUCCUUAUCGCUUUCUGAAGGUGGACCUCCUCAACUGUCUCCAUCGCCCAAGUUUCGAGAACCAGAAAAAAAGAAGUCGAAAGACGAUAGCGCCAUCGAUGGCAGUCCUAUUACGCCGCGCAGACCUGCCUUCGUACGCGGUCUUUCCUUGCAAAUGCCAGCUCGCGAUCUAAUGUCACCAAAUACAUCUGCAUAUAUCAGUCGUGCGCCGUUGUCACCCAAGUUGGACCAUUCACAGACAUAUGGCUCGCCAACGAGUGUGCUUCCAAGGAGGUCUCGGGGUCUGGAUUUUUCGCGGGCCGCGACGAACCUUCAUCACAGCACCCUUGCGGAGCAGUCGUCACCCGACUCAUCGCCCACAAUCUCAGGACGAGCUAUGAACAUACCUAAUCGGAAAAACGGGCUUCAUUUCUUGGGCGGACAUGAAACCACAAACAUGAAUUCAAGCUCGUUGUGGUCGACUAUGGCAAAUGCGGAUCGGGCAGGAGUGUCGAGUUCUCUGGGAAGCGUGAACAUGAUGGAUACAGUUUCAAGUAGCGACAGCUCCGACGAUGACGAUCUUAUGGAUGCAGACGAUAUCGAUGAUUCGAUUCUUACAACGCCGCAAGUGGGCAAGAUGGGCACACCGUUUGGAGCCAUCCCUCAGGCCAGUCCAGGUAGUGGAUGGAUGGGCCAGUCACCGGCCGUCAGUAGCCUUAUGAACUUCCAACGCGCUCGACUACGACAUGGCAAAAGUAGAAAGAACUCGAGCAGUGAAAGUGGGAAUUCGAUGGCCAGCCCCAGCUCUAGAUCACCCCCCGCAAUGCGCAGUAUCGAGAGCAUGGCCAGCAACCUUCUUGGAAGAGAUGUGCCGCGGGAAGGCGUAGGUUCCAGGAGGGAAAGCAUCAGCUGGGCGGCCAAUCAGCUACAUAUAUCUGGCAGUGAAAGUGAUGACGGUACAUUGAAAUCUACGUUGGAAAAUGUCGACGGAAUGCCUGUGACACCUGGUCGCGAUGGUCAGAGGGGGGUAAUACGUAGAGUGGUGACCAGGAGAGGAAACAUGCUUCCCAAGCCCAAAGGAUUUGCCCGCAUUCGAGCCGCCCUUGCUGAAGAGGGCGCCCCUGUCGAAACUGAAUUUCGGCGAGAGGCAGAAGUAGUACGCCAGACGCGUGAAAGCGACGUGGACUUGGAGCUCACACGACACCCCUCCAUAUCUACCAGUACAACUACACACUCGUCACCUAACUUGGGACCACAAACACAAGAUUCAUUGGAGGGAAUACCUGAAGAUGAUAUAAUGGCAGACAUCUCUACCGGGCUUUCCAGUAGCUUCAAGCAGCAUGCGAUGCGCAAUUCAAAGGGAAAAGAUUUCUGGGAAACAUUCACAGACGAGAAACAUCGCACACCACCUCCACCUAACUUUCUACCUCGUGGGUCAUCAUCUGGAAUGAGUGAUGACCUCGUCCUUGACUCGCCCACUCCACCCAUACCGAACGAACACCGCAAUUCUUCCCCUUCGAGAUCCGCCACUCCUCAACCAACGCAUGCUGAAAUGACUCAGAAGAUGAAUAAGAAAAGGCGUAGAGACGACGACUUCGACCCUUCAAGCUUCAAAAGAAGAGCUGUUAGUCCUGGGAUGAGCGCGCAUAAUAGUCCCAUCAUGCAAAGUCCUAUGCAGAGAGAUCCAUGGGGUGCUCGGCCGGCUAACAACGGGGAAAAGAGUGUCAGCGGAAUGCCUACUAAGCGGAUCGGUUUGCAAGGCAUGGUGGACACCAAUGAUAGCUUGAUGAAAAUGAGCAUAGAAUAG
Messenger RNA from Glarea lozoyensis ATCC 20868, 1926 nucleotides. RefSeq lists its product as uncharacterized. Gene Ontology annotation, cellular component: site of double-strand break. Bases 1 to 1926 code for a protein of 641 amino acids. The transcript has 2 exons. The record is from RefSeq and is a predicted model, not a curated record. Lineage: Eukaryota; Fungi; Ascomycota; Leotiomycetes; Helotiales; Helotiaceae.